Messenger RNA from Sinocyclocheilus anshuiensis, 1574 nucleotides. It is a transcript of the gene creb3l3a, whose product is annotated as cAMP responsive element binding protein 3-like 3a. Bases 222 to 1493 code for a protein of 423 amino acids. Gene Ontology annotation, molecular function: RNA polymerase II cis-regulatory region sequence-specific DNA binding; DNA-binding transcription factor activity, RNA polymerase II-specific. Gene Ontology annotation, biological process: regulation of transcription by RNA polymerase II. The record is from RefSeq and is a predicted model, not a curated record. Lineage: Eukaryota; Metazoa; Chordata; Actinopteri; Cypriniformes; Cyprinidae. The transcript has 11 exons. Gene Ontology annotation, cellular component: nucleus.
GUUGUUCCCACAUUUUUUUUUAUCUUACAUCCCAACAAAGAACAGCCAAUCAAACACAACCCUGAGGAUUAUGACCUGAUUGUUGUGUUGGAGUUCGAACUUUGUCCUGGGUGAGCAGAGGGACACAGACAGAGCAUGGAUUGAUAGAUAUUUUGGUUUUGUCCCAUUUUUUUGGUGUUUUUCAAGGAUAUUUUAGACUGCAGUACCCCUGGGUCACAGUAAUGGAGCACUAUUCAGACCAGGGCGGUGAAGGGUUAGAACUGCUCGAUUUGCUCUUUGAUAAGAAUGACGGCAUCUUACGGCAUGAGACUAUGGGAACACAAAAUGAUCAGCUUUGGCCAGUUCAAGAUCCUCAUAUGAUGAUGCCCGCUCAGGGUAAUGUGGACUUCUUCAACGCACUUUUAGGUGGGUACGACUCUGUUUCUGGAUCUCCAGUUUGGUCGCCCUCUCCUAGCGACAGCGGAAUCAGCGAAGAUCCUCAUUCGGAUCACAUCGACAGUCCGCCGCCAACCGCAAGCCCUCCUUUGGAGCCUCGCAUCGUAAUAUCCCAGGCACAACACAAUCUUGACACCAACUUCCCAAUUAAUUUCAAUGGCUGGGAGACUGGCUUCUUCCCAGACAGGCCUGGAGGGAUGCAGAGCGCAUCUGAAAUGCCACAGGCACAACCGACCACUGGAUUCCCUCUAACUGUCAAGGACCUGCUGCUAUCUGGCACACCAGAGCCUGCCACAAAGGUUUCCCAGCAGUCCUACCAGGAGCUGGUUCUCACAGAGGAUGAGAAGCGACUACUUGCCAAGGAAGGAGUGACUCUGCCAAAUCAGUUCCCGCUCACCAAGUACGAGGAAAGGAUUCUGAAGAAAAUCCGACGAAAGAUCCGCAACAAGCAGUCGGCCCAAGAGAGCAGGAAGAAGAAGAAAGAAUACAUCGACAGCCUGGAGAGCAGGAUGGCGGCAUGCAGUGUGCACAACCAGCAGCUGCAGAGGAAAGUCUUCCAGCUGGAGAAAUGCAACAUCUCCCUGAUGGAACAACUGCGUCGGCUGCAGGCGUUGGUCAUGAAUGGAUCUAACAAACCAGCCCAGACUGGGACCUGCAUUCUGGUACUACUUUUGUCUUUCACCUUGAUUCUGCUGCCCAAUCUGAAGCCCUUCACAGAUACCAAGGUCAGCCAGCACGGAGACUUCAGCCCACUGAGAGUUCAGUCACGGUCACUGCACAACCUUCAGCCUUCCCUCGAGCACCCGUUCUCCGUGUCAGAGGACUCCAAAAUGCUCCCGCGCUUCUCGGAGGAUAAAAGUAUGGCGGAGAUCGCGUCGCUGCUGGGAAGACUUCACAGGAGACCAGACUUCGCCAAUUACGACCCUGAAUCUCACAACCACAGUUUAGACCUGCAUGACGACCAUCACCAUGGAGACCCCAUCACUGGGCAUGUAGCGACAGUGACCUUGAAUCCACGACGUGGCUCACGGCGGAGUCCUCAUGCUGAUGAUAUGUGAAGGGCAGAAGGGGGUUUACCCGCGGAUUUGUCAAAACUCCUUUAACAGCUUUUUUGAAGGCGGGAGGCAGCUAACAGAUUG